AUAUAUUUAACGGGAAGAGAUUAGAUAGAUCUAACGCUCACCUGAAAAGAAAUUCAAGGACGGGUCAUUCCCUCCUAGAUCUUGUCAAAAUUCGAACAGAUCUGACAAAGAGACAUUCUUUUCUUCUUCUUCUUCACUUACCGCAAAUCCUCUCUGGAUCUGUACUCCGAUCUUGACAUGGAAGAACGGAAUCCCAUCAGUUUCACGGUGAGAAGACGGAGAUUUGGGAGAAGUUGGGUUGUUGAAAACAGGGAAGACAUUAGGGUUAAGAGAAAGAGAUAAAGUGAAGGACGAGCUAACUUCUGUCCCAAAUCUAAAAUAGAAUCCCGUUCAACUG
Rubroshorea leprosula is the source of this 337-nucleotide messenger RNA. NCBI's taxonomy places the organism in Eukaryota, Viridiplantae, Streptophyta, Magnoliopsida, Malvales, Dipterocarpaceae. The record is from the annotation of a GenBank genome assembly.